This is a messenger RNA of Orcinus orca (killer whale), 13840 nucleotides long. It is a transcript of the gene USP6NL, whose product is annotated as USP6 N-terminal like. Bases 3079 to 5625 code for a protein of 848 amino acids. NCBI's taxonomy places the organism in Eukaryota, Metazoa, Chordata, Mammalia, Artiodactyla, Delphinidae. The record is from RefSeq and is a predicted model, not a curated record. The transcript is spliced from 17 exons.
GCCUCUCCCGUUGCAGAGCACAGGCUCCGGACGUGCAGGCUCAGCGGCCAUAGCUCACGGGCCCAGCCGCUUCGCGGCAUGUGGGAUCUUCCCGGACCGGGGCACGAACCCGUGUCCCCUGUAUCGGCAGGCAGACUCUCAACUACUGCGCCACCAGGGAAGCCCCUAAACCUUUGUUAUUUUUGAAAUAUUUUAAUUGGUAACAUAAACUGUUACUCCAUACUUUUUUUUUUAAACUUUUUGGUGCUUUAUGGAUAUCAAGCUUUUACACUUUCUUCAGUUAAUAUCUGAAAUUUUAUUGGAAUGAAUAUAAAAGUGGAGUGAGCAUAAUCUAAAUAUAAUUUUUAGGGGGUUGGUAAAGUAUGCCCUGUGGGUCAAAGCCACCUAUUUCCAUGAUAAAUUUCUAGUGGAAUACAGGCACACUUAUUCUUUUACAUAUUGUCUAUGGCUGCUCUCAUGUUCAUUAUCUUUCCCCUUUAAGAAAAAGUUUGCCCAUCCCUCAUUUAGAGGAAAAAUGAUUCUAUCUUUAUUUCCUUGCUAAUCAUUGACAUAAAUUCUAUAUAUUUAUCAUAUGCCAUAGAUAAGUGAAUUUGCGUGCCUACUGCGUGUCAAGCACUAUGCUGGGGUUAUAAAGACAAAACUUUGUGUUUACUGUUUAACAAUAGCUCCAAGACGGUUAAUAAAAAAAAAUUCUGGGAAGCCCCUAAAGGUAUACCUAAGAACAAAUACAGGUUUUAUACUGAGGUGACACAAUUCAUUGGUGACACUUUGACUUGGGGAAAAUGUGGGUUUUUCUGAACCUUAAUCAUGCUAUUAUUGUAGUAUAAAAUUGAGUCAGUGGUGCUCAUAAUUAGGUCCAAAGUAAAGUUUUCAAAAAAUUACCCAUAAAAUUUAUGGAAAAACAUAUCUGAAAUUUCCACUUCGUUUUGCCAAAUAAGCCUGGGGCUGAGGUGGUUCAUCCAAAAUCCCAUUAACUCAUUAACUAGUAACUCCGGGUUCUUGUUUAUGAUGUUUGCGAGGAUGUCCCUUGAAGAACAUCUCUUGCGUGUCUCUGUGGUCCCCAAGGCCUCCUGAAAUGAUGAGAGCACAGCCACAAAUAUGGUGAUUUAAUUCAAUAAAUGUUUAUUGAGGGCCUACCAUAUGCAAAGCAAUCUGCUGGUCCAGUGGGGGCUAAAAGGCUGUAUGAGAGGGGGCUCCUGCCUUUCAGAAAUUCAAAAUUUCCCAAGCUGGGGGAUGGCUAAUCAGAGCAUUCCAUAACCUUUGGAGAAGUGUCUUGAGUGUUGAAAAAGUUACCGAUGUCCUGCUGUCCCGCCAGCUCCUGAUCUGUUUUUACCCCAGUUCAUUUCAUAUAUCAAGCUAUUUAUGGCUUUGUUUUGUUUGCUUUUUGUUUUUGCCUGCACCGUGCGGGAUGCGGGAUCUUAUCAAUAGUUUCCUGACCAGGGAUCGAACUCGUGCUCCCUGCAGUGGAAGCGUGGAGUCUUAACCACUGGACCGCCAUGGAAGUCCCACUAUUUUUGGAUCAGGAUCAUUAAACACUGGUCUUCACAAAUCUGGCUUAAAUGUAUGUAGGAAGACCCAAAGGGAAGUAUAUACAUUGUAUUUUCUUAAAGAGUGUACAAAGAUCACAACAUUUGUGAGCUAGAAGGAGAAGCCUUAGAGACCAUUUGAGACCUAAACUUAUGCAAGGUUCUCAAGGUUGCAUCCUUUGGAAGAGGCCGUGACCCCGCCUCCUUCCUCCCCUCCUCUCCCAUAGUGCACACAGCUCCCAGUUUCUUGGUGUCAGUUUUCAGCAGCUGGAAAAGAGAGAUAAUAGCCACCAUGCAGAGUUGCCAGCUUUAGUAAUUCUAGUUCCUGGAAUCAAGGACAGGAAGCCUUUUAGUUAUUUGCACACCCUAACUUUGCUAGCUUCUAGUGAAUAAAUCAUUUAACUGCCAGCUAAUUACAGUAUUGGAAAGUUUACAUCAUUCAUCUUUUUAUGGAACCUCUUGAUGGACGAUUCUGGAGAUUAAAACUCUUGACAAUUUCCAUGAUCUAAAAAAGGAAAGCUGACCUAGAGAAAUAUGGGACAAAAGAUCAGCAUUUCAGAAGUCUCAAGCAGCAAUGGGAUCUUACACAGUAGCCUAUUUAAAGUGGUGCUGAUUUGAACACUUAGAUUAAGUUCCUGGAAAAAGACAGAAAUGUGACUUUUGUCAGAAGCAGUGCCAUUUUAUUGAAUGAAUGAUAAUUUUGCACUUUCUAAGUACCAUGCACUUGCUUCCAGGUAACAACCCUAUGAGGCAGGUACUAUUGUUAUGCCGCUUUACAGAUGAAGAAACUGAAGAAAGUGAGGCAUAGGGAAAAAGUGUCCAAGGUCCUGACAGCUGGUCAGUAGUUGAGCCAGGAACGAAACACGUCCAUCCCUCGACCUGCCAGUUGACACCAGCUGAAGCCGGUCGUUUUCGUGCAAUGCCUCGAAGCCCCGUUCCAGGUCCUGGCUCUCCAGUGCCGCCCGGGCCGGCCCUCCCUCCCUCUGGGUUCCAGGCGACGCUUCUGGCCGCGCAUCCGGGGGAACGGCGCCCGCGCCCGGCAGCCCUGGCAGCGCGCCCCCGCGGCCGGCGGGAACGCGGGAGCUGCGCGCACGUGCCGCCGGGAAGAGGCCGACCGGGCCGCCCCAAGAUGGCGGCGGCCGCGGCCGCAGCGGCGUCGAGGCCGGCGGCGGUGGGGCUCGGCGCGUUUCCUCCAGGCAGGGACUCGGAGUUGGCCCCGGGGAGCCGGACGCCGCCAUUCCCGGCCCCGGGGGAGGUGGACGGAGCAGCGCUCCCCGUCCCCGCCCUCCAGGGGGACUGGCUCCGGAAACGAGCGCGGCCUGGAACCCCCUGGAACCUGGACGGCAGGGUGCUGCGGGUGUGAUUGGCAGGACAUGUAUUCCUCUGAGAAACGUUGGACAGCAGAUUUGGGUGUAGUGCCUGAUCGGGACCACGUACAAAGACAUCUCCAGUCAUGGUUUGUUGCAGAAUGUGUGAGGGACCACCUAACACUCUUGGUGUGCUUGCAAACUAUAAAGCAGUAAUGGAAUCUUGGAAGAGAUAAGUUUACUCUAUGAGGACUGAAGCUGUUGUUAAUUCCCAAAGCCAGACUGGUUAUCUAACAAAGGAUUCAAACCAGGAUGUAGCAAUCAAACUUGCCCAGGAGCGAGCUGAAAUAGUUGCUAAAUAUGACAGAGGACGAGAAGGUGCAGAGAUUGAACCUUGGGAAGAUGCUGAUUACCUUGUUUACAAAGUCACGGAUAGAUUUGGCUUCUUACACGAAGAGGAGCUCCCAUAUCAUAAUGCAGCUAUGGAACGGCAAAAGCACCUGGAAAUUGAAAGAACUACUAAAUGGUUGAAAAUGCUAAAAGGAUGGGAAAAAUACAAGAACACUGAAAAGUUUCAUAGGAGAAUUUACAAAGGAAUCCCACUCCAGCUCAGAGGGGAAGUCUGGGCCCUCCUCCUGGAGAUCCCGAAAAUGAAGGAAGAAACCAGAGACCUAUAUAGUAAAUUAAAACACAGAGCACGGGGUUGUUCACCUGAUAUCAGACAAAUAGACCUUGAUGUCAACCGCACCUUUAGGGACCAUAUCAUGUUUAGAGACAGAUAUGGUGUGAAGCAGCAAUCCCUGUUCCACGUUCUUGCUGCAUAUUCUAUCUACAAUACAGAAGUUGGAUACUGUCAGGGGAUGAGCCAGAUCACAGCCUUACUCCUCAUGUAUAUGAAUGAAGAAGACGCCUUCUGGGCCCUGGUCAAACUGUUCUCGGGCCCCAAACAUGCUAUGCAUGGAUUUUUUGUCCAUGGUUUUCCCAAACUCUUGAGGUUUCAAGAACAUCAUGAAAAAAUACUGAAUAAAUUUUUGUCCAAGCUUAAGCAGCACUUGGAUUCUCAAGAAAUCUACACAAGUUUUUACACAAUGAAAUGGUUUUUUCAAUGUUUCCUUGAUCGGACUCCCUUUACACUAAACCUCAGAAUAUGGGACAUCUAUAUCUUUGAAGGAGAACGAAUUCUUACUGCUAUGUCUUACACAAUCUUAAAAUUACACAGAAAACAUCUUAUGAAAUUGUCUAUGGAAGAACUUGUGGAAUUUCUUCAGGAGACCUUGGCAAAGGAUUUUUUCUUCGAAGACGACUUUGUAAUAGAGCAGCUCCAGAUUUCUAUGGUAGAACUAAAGCGGGCAAAGUUAGACCUUCCAGAACCUGGUAAAGAGGAUGAAUUUCCAAAGAAACCUUUGGGACAACUUCCCCCUGAAUCUCAAUCAGCUGGCAUCAGUCACCUGAGCAACGGACAGAGAAGUGUGGGCAGGUCAAGUCCGCAUCUGGACGGCAGGAGAGAGAGCGGCUCGUCACCUUACAAAGCCCACGAGCAUUCCCCUCCCCAUCAAAGUAGAACAGGUACCCCCGAGAGGGCACGGCAGCUGCGGCGGAAGUCGGUGGACGAGGAGAGUAAAAAGCUUAAAGAUGAGGUGGAUUUUCAAAGGAGACUUCCAUCGGGUCCACAGGACAAUUCCAGGCAGUAUAACCACGCAGCCGCUAACCAGAAUAGCAACGCCACUUCACACAUCAGGAAGGAGUUUGUGCCCAAAUGGAAUAAGCCGUCAGAUAUCUCAGCUAUUGAGAAAAACGCCAAGUAUGCCAUUGAAGGCCGAAGUCGGGCUGCACACCCCACGCCGAGAGUCACCGUCCCCGGUUCCGCUGAUCCGUGGGCCCCCAGCGUCAGGCAGAAGUUGAAGGUGCUGGAUGCGGACGAAGGGAAACGUGGCUCCACAGCCUCACAGUAUGACAACGUACCCGGGGAUGGAGCCAGCGCGGCCCUGGAGCAGGCGCUGGAGAGGGCGCGCUCCCAGAGCCCCAGGGGUGCGGCCUACCCUCACAGCCCAAGGAGGCACGCUGAGCCCAGCUCCAGUCCAUCCAGAACCCCGAACACGUUUACAUUUAAAUUACAGCCUCCGAAUUAUGCAAAAUAUCCAUCCCAGUUAGACGGGGAGGAUCGAGGGGCAGCACACCCCCCAUCUUACAGUGACCCCCCCACUUACCAGGGCAGUUCUCCAAAGCGCAUCCCUGCUGCUAACAGCAGCUUUGUGUCUCCACCGUUUCCCCACGGGACACCAGUGAAUCCUUCCCGGAGACCUUACGGUUCUACUCUUUCGACUGAUGUUUCUCCAGAGAAAUCUUACAGCCGCGCAACUCCUCUGGUCCAGCCGUCCAGUCGAAUAGAAGUUCUCCCUGUUGAUAUUGGUGCUGCGGGAUAUUCGGGCAAUUCAGGGUCACCAAAGAAUGGGAAAUUCCUCCUUCCUCCAGUGGAAUGUUUGCCAGAUAAUAACGGAAAAUGGUCGGAAGUUGGUUACACAUUGAGACCGGAGAUGCACGGACAGUCGUGGACUCGUGAUGCCAACCGUAGCCACUUAAGUAGUUUACCCAAAUACCCCACCUUUCAACACGUCCCCUAUCAGGACCACACCCUCCCUGCAGUUUCAGUAGAUAGUCCGGUGCGGUAUCGAACUUCCCCAGCUCUGGAAGAUGCCAGUUCAUGUGGGUAUCAGUAUUCAGGGCCCUCACCUCCAGUAUAUCACUACAGGAAUCGGGAUGGACUCUCUAUCCAGGAAUCAGUAUUGCUGUGAGAAUUGAUCUGUACUUGCUGCAGACGAGAGAAUAGAAACCAUAUGAAACCUACAUUGCUAUGUUGAUAAUUGCCAAAGCAGUAUUUUAUACAGUUGUGAACAACUCGCACAGUUCUCGUGUAUGUCAGUAGUAAGAAUAUAUGGAAGUGAUUUCAUCCCCACCUAGAUGCUGCUUAAGAUGAGCUUUUAACUUGCAUCAUCACUGAACCUGUUAAAAAGAAUUUAACCUGGAAACAUAGCAAUAGUAUUUAGGGAUGCACGCACAGUUUCAUUUAUAUCUUUCUCCAAAAUCUGAAUAUUUGUACUCUGUUAGUCCAUUCUAUUUUGAGUAAUGAUACAAAGCACUGAAAAACUGUAGAAUAGAUAUUUUAAGGCUAUGUGUAGUGUACGUGUCUUUUAAUAGAUACUAUAUGCAUCUACGCAUACACGUUUGAACACAGAACUAAAGAAAUGUUAAAAAAAAAACAACUACUUUUCAUCUAGAUCCAUGGAAUAAUUUAUUCUACUUCUUUUCCCUACCUUGUCUUUUGGUCAUGUUUUUUUUCCCCCCUUAUAUUUUUAACGCAGGUCCUAAACUGACUUGAGGGUUUGCCCUGGCUUAAUUCAGCAUCUCAUGGAAUGCUCAGCUUUCUCGUUCAAUUGCUCAUUCAGUUUUCAAUCUGAAGAUUAAAGACAUUGGAGAGAAAGGCUAACCACUUAAUGGUGCUUAAAAUCGGGGCAGUUUAAUUUUAUGACCAAAGGUGCAGCGCGCAAUGUAUCCGUGUUCACCAAGAGAUCAGCUUUCGUGCGUCUGUGCCCUUUUUUCUGGUCUGACCCUCGCAAAGCUCAGAGCAGAGUGUUCCUUGCCAGAUGCCCAGGAAGUACACACAGCCCUCCGGCGGAUGCCAGCAGGAGAAGCUGCAAGUUACUGAUCAUCAAGCACUCACACGGGGCAGCAGAACAAAUUCCUUUACAUUCAUUUGAAAGCAAGAUUAACAAUAUGGUUACUUCUUACUUCUGCCCCUUAAAUUACUGUGGAGUCUCCCCGCAGAGGGCCCCGGGGUGGCAUUUACAUGAUCUUUUCCUGGCCCUCUUCUUUAAAGAAUGUAGUCAGUGAAUAUUGCUGCUCGUAGGCCGUUAAAUUAUCGCUGUGUAAAAUUGUAAAAAAUGAUCCUAAUUAUUACUAGGAACCUCAGAUUUUGGUGGGUUUUUUGUUGUUUUUUUUUAAAUAGCGUGACUUUCAUACUUUCAAAAAUCUUUUUUUGUUGUUGUUUGUUUCAGUGAAAAAUUCAGGUUCAUGGUAACAAAUCAGCAAUGUCUUUCAAAAUCUUCUGUUACACUACAAUGACCAAAACACUGACCAAGUUUUGGGCACUCUAAGAAAGUAUGCCUUUGGGUUUCACUGGAGAGCUUGUUUUCAACAUUACUUUGAUCCUAUUUGAACAAUAGGGAAUAGAAAACCUAACAUUGAUGGUUCUUCUUGUUGCAAGUUGGGGCUUUAAGCUUUCAAGGUACAGAAGUAUGUCUUUUAAAAUGAGAGUAACAUUUGUUUAGCUAGUGAAUGUGACAAUAUUUUUAUGUAUAUAAUGAGCCUAAUAUAAUUUUAAUCAACUUGGUAAUGAUGUUAUUAAAUGGCAAAACAAACGCAGUGUAUUAGCAGCCAAACACUGCACGGAAACUCCGAUCCACCAGGCUCCUGGUUCAGAUCAUGUGGAAGCUUAGAAAUAAAUGUAUAUAAAAUUGUAGCUGGGGAUGUGAAUUCCAAUUUUAAACCAUGAUUCUGUGACUUGUAAUAAACCAAGCUGUACAAUUUAGUUUAUGAUAGCAGCAUCAGAGCUGUUCCAAAAUAUAUAUAUAUAUCAACAGUGGUAAAUACUGUAGAUUUAUAUAUAUAUAUAUAUAUAUGCAAAAAAUAUAUGCACACACACUAUUUUCUUAUGUCACCUAUGACUUUUUUAUCUGUAUACUUCUUUUGAUGUGAUUGUUUUUAACAUGCUAAAUAAGUAUAUUUUGUUUUGUGUCUUUUAUGUGCUUUUUUCAGAUGGCAUCUCUGAUUUUUCUAAAUCUAGUUCCUUUCUAACUGAGCAGAUACUGCGUAGCGUUUGCCUACAUGACUUUAUAUGUAUCACAGUUGUAUAUGUUUUACUAAUUUCCAGUAGUUCUGUAUUUAGAACCGCAUCACCUGCCCUUUAUUUGAUUUAAUCAGCCAUUGUUAAUAGUGAUAAGGUAUUAUUUUCAGUCUUCCCCCGUUAGAAAAUGUAGAUCUGUUAGUUUUUCAAUGAGGAAAAUAUAACUCAGAGUCAUUUUGCCACCGUACAAUUUUACUCUUUCAAAUUUAUCUUUUAAUAAAAGAUAAAUAGUGAAAUAAGUAUAAAAUAUGAAAUACCAUUCAUAAAGUAGGCGAAGUAUAUUUAUAAAAAACAUUUGGUGAGGAUCUUCAUGGUGUGGAGACCGAUUUUGCUUUAACUACAUGUACACGAGUAACUGUUUUGCCACUAUUAAGUCUUUUCUUCAUAGCAGUUUUGCCUAAUACAGUAAGCACUUUGAUAUAGUUUUUAUAUUUUAAUAUUUAGUUUGAAAAGUUAAAGAAACUUAGACCCAGUGUCUCAAAGGGUUUUAAAACUUUGACUCUUUCAGGUGCUUAUGUUGCUUACAGGAUUUUUAAAAUAGCUUUGAGAGCUGGGAGAUAGCCAUAGCUGUCAAAUCAGACACCCUGGUAUUGCAGGGGAGGAAAAAAAAUUCUUCUUCCUUCUGCCCUCUAGGUUCUCCACCCAGGCCCUGUAGAUUGGACUGACAAAGGACAGACCAACGGGAGAAAAGCAACUGGAAGGUCAUUAACACGUGCGUCCUGCAUUCACGUGGUACCUGGUGAUCAGUCACUCAAAGGGAGGGUUAGCUUGGGGUCUCUCCACCCAACCUAGUCAAGGCAGGGGUGAGGGUGGUAAGGGGGAGAAAGGGCACUUACAGAAAAGCAGGUGACUUUCUGGAAAAUAAAUGGGCCUUAAGAGAGCAGGUGGGAGACAUGAUCGUCUGUGACGGGGUCUGGUGGGGCGCCAGAAGAGGAGAUUAUAGAGUUGACCCAGGAGGGGAUUUAGGAGAGUUGUGUUCUUUGGGGGUGCGGGGGGGGUGGCGCUCUGCUUUUAGGCAGAUAAGGGAUUUCAGAAACUCAAAUGCCUUCAGCUCAAAAAUCGUUUUUAUUGCCCAGUGGCAUAUUUUGGGGUAACAGAUCCCGAUACCCUUCACUGUCAAUGACAGAAUGUUUCUCAAAAGAAGGAAGAGAGAUUCAGGUAAUGGGGCAUUUCCAGAGAAGAAAAAUGGUUGUUUACAGGAUGUGAUGUGAUUGUUUGAACUUUUUUUCAUUUUAAGAAGAUUCUUAUACUAAAUUUAUGUCAUACUCAGUGUCACUUUAACAUGGAGUUUUAUAUUUGUUGUCAUUUCAGAUCUCUCCCUCAGGGCUCGUUAUACUAUAAGCACAAAAAUGAUGCCUAGUCAAUACUUUGCUAAGAUCCGUUUUCUUUUCAUUUUCAUGAUUAGAGAAAAGCAUUCCAUCUCCACAAAUAGGGAUUUAUUCACAGAGGAUCUACAGCUUAAUCUUCUGGAAAUACUAUUCUCAGUUAUCUUUAUUUAUUUAUUUAUUAGCAUAUUUAUUGGAGUAUAAUUGCUUUACAGUGGUGUGUUAGUUUCUGCUGUAUAACAAAGUGAAUCAGCUAUACAUACACAUCCCCAUAUCCUCUCCCUCUUGCAUCUCCCUCCCACCCUCCCUAUCCCACCCCUCUAGGUGGUCACAAAGCACCAGCUGAUCUCCCUGUGCUAUGCGGCUGUUUCCCACCAGCUAUCCAUUUUACAUUUGGUAGUGUAUAUAAGUCCAUGCCACUCUCUCUCACUUCGUCCCCGCUCAGUUAUCUUUUAGAGUCACACCUUUGUUUUAGUAUGCACUUGAUUGUGGGUUAAUUGAGACUAUGGUUUUGGCAGUCUGUUUCUUUGUUUUAAUUGUCCUUUAAUGGAUUUUAAAUUUCAUUUCUUUUUUUUCUUUUUUUUUUUUUUGCGGUACGCGGGCCUCUCACUGUUGUGGCCUCUCCCAUUGCGGAGCACAGGCUCCGUGGCCAUGGCUCACAGGCCUAGCCGCUCCACGGCAUGUGGAAUCUUCCCGGACCGGGGCACGAACCUGUGUCCCCUGCAUCAGCAGGCAGACUCUCAACCACUGCACCACCAGGGAAGCCCUAAAUUUCAUUUCUAAUAUUGAUAUUAACACUUACUGACCAGAUGGUUUUAAUAAGUCUGACUUUACUUUUAUAAUGACCUAAGGUAUUGAGAAUAGGAAGAAAGGAUUCCAUUUAACAUUUAUGUAUGAAUUGUACUUUCAGAAGGAUUUUCAGUUUCCAUAAAUCUAAGCAUAAUUGCCACCAUUUUAUCAAUAAGAACCCUGAAAAAUAGAGGAACAAAUGUUAGAUUUCAUAGGAGUGGAUCUUGACCCCUGCUGCUCGUUAGAACUGGGGAAAUUUUUUUUUAAAAUUGAUUGUAUAUUACCACUGUGAGCUGUCUCAAAAAUUCUUAACAGGUCAGUUUCAGAGAUUAGAAACUCUGAUUUCAGGUAAGUUAAGAAAAUUUCCACUGGAAAGACUAACAUUACCAGCCAUCUCUGUAAAUGCUUAUGAACUACUAGCAGUUGUGGAAAGUAGCAGUGGCUUCAGCUGAAGGUGGCCUGACCCGGUGCUUUCUCUCAUUACGUCUUACAGUAGUUCUUCCAAAUAGGUAGAGCCUUACAAGGAUUUCCAUUUUCCUGGACAACCUCUGUCACUUUCCGUAAGUGACAGGCUAAAAAGAGGCUUAAGCUGUCAGGAAGCCCAAGUGCGUUUUCCCCAUGUGAGAAGCUGAGAAGGUGCUGCAUAUCCUGGUCGUCCACUUGACCGGUCAGCAUUUUAUUGAGCACCUACAGUGUACUAGUUGCCUUGGGAUUGUGCUAGGUUCACACUUCAAGAUAAGAGGCACAUUUUGUAAUCUGUGUCUCAAUUCAGUGUUGGGGGCGGGAUGUGCACAGGUGACUAUUAUGGGCACAGAAAAGCCCAACUCAAGAGGGUGAGGGAGGGCCUGUGUGGAGGAUUCUCAGAGUAGAUGGACUAAAGGGAGGGGAAGGGGGCGUUUGUACAGAGAGGAUGGAACGAGCAACUGCGUGGUGCGUGUGGGGAAGUUUCUCGCUUUGGUGUGCAUGUGGGAUGGGGUGGGAGGGUCUGCAGAGACCGGGUCCUGGAGGGCCUUUUGUGGCCUGUGGAGGCGGAUGCAGGGGCGCAGGCCUGGGGGAAGUUAGGACAAUUGCAGCAGGUGUUCUGUCUACAAGGUAGGUGGUCCAGAGCUCAAUGCCAGGGAAGAAGUUACGAAGAAAAGGUGAUGAACUUGAGAACUAUUUACUAAGUAAAAUUGACAAAACUUGAUAAUUGGUUGAGUGUAACCACAAUAAUUAAGAAAAGUAGCUAACAUUACUGAAUGCCUGCUGUGCAUCUGGCACUGUGCUAAGCAUUUUACCUGUAUUAACUCACUUAAUUCUCAGAAUAACUCUCUGAAGUGUGUACGACCCUAAUUCCCAGUUUACAGAUGAGAAAACUAAGGCACGAAGAGUUGAAGUAACUUACCCCAGGUGACAUGGUAGGUAAGAGACCCUGGACUUGAAUCUGAAUCUAGGGCCUGUGUGUCCCUCCCCCCCACCGACAGUUUUAAGGAGGUAUAACUUACCUACCAUAAAAUUCACCCAUUUUAGUGUACACGUCAGUGAUUUUUUGGUAAAUUUACAGACUUGUGCAACCAUCACAACAGACCAAUUUUAGAACCUUUCCGUCACCUCAAAAAGAUCUCUUGUCCCCAUUUGCAAUAUCCAUUCCCACCCCCAGCCUCAGGCAACCACUAAUCCACCUUAUAUCUCUUUGAUUUCCCAUUUCUGGACAUUUCGUAUAAAUGGAAUCAGAUAAUAUGUGGGAUUUUUGCAUCUGGCUUCUUUUGUACUUAGCCUAAUGUUUUUGAGGUUCAUCCAUGUAUUAGUAACUACUUUUUUAUUGCUGAACAGUAUUUUGUUGUAUGGCUAUAUCACAUUUUGUUUAUCCAGUCACCAGUUGAUAGACAUUUGGAUUGUUUUCACAUGGUGCUGUGACCAUUUGUGUACAGGUAUUUGUGUGGCCUUGUUUUCACUUCCCUUGCAUAUGUAUUUAGCAGUGCUAUUGCUGGUUUUUAUGAUAAGCUUGUGUUUAACUUUUUAAGAAACUCCCACACUCUUCCAAAGUGUCUGUACCAUUUACGUUCCCACCAGCAAUGUUUGAGGGUUCUGAUUUCUCCACAUCCUCACCAAUACUUGUUGUUUUAUAUUUUUUGGUUAUAGCCGUUCUAGUGGGUGUGAAGUGAUAUCUCAUUGUGGCUUUGAUUUGCAUUUCUCGAAUGGCUAAAUGAUGUUGAGCGUCUUUUCAUCUUUUUAUGAAUCAUUCAUGUAUAUUCUUUGGUGAAAUGUCUAUUCAGAUCUUUUGCUCACUUGUUUAAUUGGGUUUUAUUUUUGAAAAGUAAGUGUUCGUAAAAUACUCUGGAUACAAGUCCUUUAUAAGACAUAUUUGCAAAUAUUUUCUCCCAGUCUGUGACAUGUCUUUUCAGUUUCUUAAUGGUGUCUUUUGAAGUGUGAGUGUUUCUAAUUUUAAUGAAGUUCAGUUUAUUGGUUUCUUCUUUAUGGAUCAUGCUUUUAGUAUUGUAUCUCUCUGCCUAACCCAGGGUCACAAAUGAUUUUCUCCUAUGUUUGAUUUCAGAAGUGUUAUAGUUUUAGCUCUUAUACUUAGGUCUGUGAGCUGUGUUGAAUUAUUACCAUGUAAGGUGUGAGGUAAGGAUCUAAGUUUACGUGGGUAUUCAGUGGUCUCAGCACCAUGUGUUUAAAAGCCUGCUUUCCCCAGCUGAAUUGCCUUGGCACCUCUAACAGAAAUCAGUUGACCAUAUAUAUAAGUAUUUAUUUUAAGUUUUGAAAUCAGGAAGUGUACAUCCUCCAACUUUGUUCUUUUUCAAGUUGUUUUGGCUAUUUGGGGUCCUUUGCAUUUCUAUAUAAAUUUUAGGAUCAACUCGUUAGUUUCUUCAAAAACCAAACCAGACCAAAACAACAACCUGUUGAAUCUAUAGAUCAACUUGGGAAUCUUAAAAUGUUGGGUCUUUUGAUCCAUAAACAUAGACUAUUUAUUUUGAUCUUUAAUUUUGAUUUUUAUUUUUUAUUUUAUUUUUUUUGUGGUACGUGGGCCUCUCACUGUUGUGGCCUCUCCCGUUGUGGAGCACAGGCUCCGGACGUGCAGGCUCAGCGGCCAUGGCUCACGGGCCCAGCCGCUCCACGGCAUGUGGGAUCUUCCCAGAUCGGGGCACGAACCCGUGUCCCCUGCAUCGGCAGGCGGACUCUCAACCACUGCGCCACCAGGGAAACCCUUUAAUUUUGACUUUUAAUUUAUUUUUCAUUUGGUUUUUAUUUUUCAUUCAUUUUGAUCUUUAAUUUCAGCAAGGUUUUGUAGCUUUAGCCUUAACACUUAUUUUGUUAAAGUAUUCCUAAGUGUUUUAUUUUCCUUGCUCUUGUGAAUAGAAUUGUGUUCUUGAGAGCCUGUGUGCUUACACAUCAUUCUGUACUGUUGAGGGGAGAGGAGGCUCAAGGUUGAUUUCUUCAGUUCCCAGGUUGGGUGGUGGUGUGGAUAGUGGGGUCACAAUCUGAUGAAAAGAAUUCAGGAGAUGGAGCAGGUGGAGGCUUGGUGAGGAAAUGGCUUCUGUUUUGACGUGUAGAAUCUGAGGAAUAGGGGACGGACAGAUUGUGCUGUCUGAUGGGCAGCCGGGAAUUCCAGGGAGAUUUGGACUUGCUGGCAUGUAAGGAUCAAGUCAUAGGAGAGCACCUGCCUCGGGAAAAGAUGAGCUGAGGAUGGGAGAGCCUGGGGGGUCACUGACAGUUAAGAGAUGCCCCAGGGAAGAAGGUGUGAAGCACUCAGAGAGGCAGUCCUGGACUGGUUCCGCAGUACCCACGUGCCCGGUGAUUGAAGACGGAGCUUCGGAGUCAGACUGACUCGAGUUUGAAGUCGACAUCCACGGAGGCCACUAUUGUCGAUUCUGGGAAAUCGUGAAGUAGCAGGACGACAGCAUCCGUGUCCUCGGGGACCUGAUGUGAUCCAUUUCCUCCUCUGUAGCAUGGAGAUUGUAGCGCUUAUUUCAUGGAGUUGUGAGGAUUAAAUGAGUUGACUUGUGCAAAGUA